AAAUAAUUGCCUCAAGUUAGAGAAAUUGCAUGACACGCUGUAAAUGACAUGUGAUGAUCCUCCAAGUCCCAACAGUGAAGCUACUCAGGGCUGAGACAAUGAUCAGUUAAGCAAACGUGUGUCAUGGUUGGUUACAUUCUCUCACACCCACUUACCCCGAGGAGGGUUUAAUCCCUUGGUGCACACGCAGAGUUUAUACUGCCCAGGACUUUGGCUUCUUUCUCUCUGCAGAAAACUUUAAACUCUCCAGCAAACAGCAUAAGCACACCUCAAACAUGUCCCUUCUCACCCACCUGUUGGCGUGUCUGUUUGGGAUGGGCUCCUGGGUCUCCAUCAACGGCCUGUGGGUGGAGCUGCCCCUGAUGGUCCCCCAGAUCCCAGAGGGUUGGUACCUGCCGUCGUACCUCUCCGUCCUCAUCCAGAUGGCCAACGUUGGGCCUCUCUUCGUCACCCUGAUGCAUCGCUUCCGGCCCGGCGCCCUGAAUGAAGCAGCUGUCAUAUAUGCGAUCAUUGGCCUGGGAACUGUGGCAAGCUUCCUGCUGGGCUUCUUCUGGAAGGAGACUGUCGUAGUGGCCGGUGUUCCUCGCAGCGUAGCCCUCCUCGUCUUAACUUUCUUCCUCGCUGCUGUCGACUGCACUUCCUCCGUCACCUUCCUGCCAUUCAUGAUGCGUCUCAAGACUCAGUACCUGACCACCUACUACAUUGGGGAGGGUGUGAGCGGCCUGCUGCCUGCUUUAGUGGCUUUGAUUCAGGGAGUUGGAGUGGUCCACUGCAUGAACACCACCCAGUCUCUGAACCACACCCUGAAUUCUUCCGACAGCUCGGUGACCUUUGACCUUGUGGCUCAGUAUCAGCCAGCCAACUUCUCAGCUGAGGUGUUUUUCUUCUUCCUCAGUGCCAUGAUGCUGGUGUGCCUGGUGGCGUUCCUGCUGCUGAACUACCACCCAUCUGUGGCCAGGGAGCAUCCCAGCGGUCAAUACACCAACGGAGUGAAGAAGAAGUCUCAAAGAAACAGGAGGUGGGCGGAGCAGAAGCCCAUGAUGGAUCCAUACCAAUCUCCAAUCCAGAAGCGCAGAAGCAGCUUCGGUACUGGCUCUUACAGCUGGACGCAGGUGUUUUAUAUCUUUGUGAUCCUGGCCUGGGUGAACGCUCUGACCAACGUGGUGCUUCCCUCGGUGCAGUCCUACUCAUGCCUGCCGUACGGGAACAAGGCCUAUCACCUAUCAGCCACCAUGGCUGCUGUGUCCAACCCUCUCGCCUGCUUCUUCGCCUUGUUCUUCCCUAUUAGGUCGCUGCUGUUGAUGGGCGUUCUCACAGUCAUGGGCAGUGGUGUUGGAGCUUAUAUAAUGGGCAUGGCAGUGCUGAGUCCAUGUCCACUCCUGGCUGAUGAAACAUCAGGGGGUGUCAUCAUUGUGUUGGCCUGGAUCCUGUUUGUUCUCACUCUGUCCUAUGUGAAGGUGAUCAUCGGGGUGAUCCUGCGCGACGAGGGCCACAGCGCCCUUGUGUGGUGUGGAGCUGUGGUUCAGCUGGGCUCUCUGCUGGGGGCUGUGACCAUGUUCCCAGUGGUCAGUGUGUACAGCUACUUUUCAUCAGGGGACCCAUGCAACACCAAAUGUCCCUAAAUGAACAAGUCACGCAGAAGAGACCGGAGGCAAAAUUUUAGUAAAGACUCGACAGGUUUGAUCAGAAUUUACUUACUUUGCAUUACCUGAAUCUGAACCUGUCAUUUGAGAGCUUCCACUUUUUUAUAAGAAAAUCAAACCACAAAGAUAGAAGUGUAUAAAGUUAUAAUAGCUGUACUCAUCAUGCUGUUUAGACAGGAUGAACGCUUUGCUGAUGUUGUGAAAAUACUCCACUACAAGUAAAAGUCCAGCAUUCUAAUCCUUACUUAAGUAAAAGUUUAUAAGUAUUGUUAACUAAAUGUACUUAAAGUAUAAAAGGUAUUCAUUGUAACGUAAAAUGUUCCCUAUCAGUGUUUUAUUUUUGCAUUUUACUGCUGUAGAUGUUUAAGGUUAUGCUCAUUUUAAGUCCUUUAUGUACUGUUGGUUAGUUUAGCUGCAGCAAUGCAUUAUAUUCUAUAAAAUCAUCAUAUUUUUGUUGCAUGGCUGUCCUUUGAAAACCACAUACAGUAUGUCUAAAGAGUUUAAAUUUUUUUUUUUAAACAUCCCUGUUUUCAGCUUUGUGACCAAGCCUUUUCCAGCUGAUCCAAGACCAUUUUUAAAGACUUUGUUUGGCUUACGUAAGAAGUGGGAAAAUUAGCUCAACAGCUGAUGGAAUAUUUCAUCAUUCAGAUUAUCACAAACAUUUAAAAUCAACAAACUUUAAAAUACGGGACAUAGGGGGAU
Molecule: messenger RNA, 2345 nt
Organism: Etheostoma spectabile (orangethroat darter)
Lineage: Eukaryota; Metazoa; Chordata; Actinopteri; Perciformes; Percidae
Gene: slc52a3-2a
Product: solute carrier family 52 member 3-2a
Exons: 5
Coding region: 276-1622 (448 amino acids)
Biological process (GO): riboflavin transport
Cellular component (GO): plasma membrane
Molecular function (GO): riboflavin transmembrane transporter activity
Source: RefSeq, a predicted model, not a curated record